UUUCAAGGAUAUUUGAGCGCAAAGAACACAUUUUUUGGUGUGGAUUUUAAGUACAAGGGCUAUCUAUCACCCGGACUGACUGACGCUGUAGCCCACAUGAUUUACCUGAGUGGCUGAAGACUCAAGGAAUAAGUAAAAAUGGAUCAGGACAUGUUUGGAGGAGCCCCCAGGUUUCUCACCCGGCCAAAGGCUUUUUCUGUGUGUGCUGGCAAGGACGCCACACUCAGCUGCACUAUUGUGGGCAGCCCGACCCCACUGAUCACCUGGGAGAAGGACAAGCUGAAGCUGACAUCUGGGGGCCGCUUUAAAACUGUGGAGGAUGGAGAUGUAUACCGACUGACCAUCUAUGACUUAACACUGGAGGAUAGUGGUGUUUACAUGUGUCGGGCCAAAAACAAUGUCGGGGAAGCUUAUGCAGCUGUAACCCUCAAAGUUGCUCUGCCAGCUGAAAUGGCUCAAAGGGCCCCUGUUUUUAUGGUUAAGCCUACCUCUGUACGUGUUGGUUUGGGAGGUGAUGCUGUUUUCCACUGCAGGGUUGCAGCUCACCCUGAGGCCAACUUCGAUUGGGAGAAGGAUGGGCGCUACUUGGGAGAGACAAAUCGUAUCAAGAUUGUUUCCGACAGUGACAGUAGCACCUUAAAGAUCCAGAGUGUACGUAACCUGGACAGUGGCACCUACACCUGUAGGGCGCAGAACACUGUGGGCCGUGCACAUGCUGCAGCAGCUCUUGUCGUAGACACCCAGGAUUCCCGCCACCUGGCUGUAGACAAGAACACGUCACUCCUCUCUCACCUCCAAAAACGCAAAGAGGAAAUGAAGAAAGACAUAGCUGUCUAUCGCACUGAGGAGAGCAGCUCCUCGGUUUCUACCUCUUCUGCGACUAAUAUCACUGAUGGGUUGAGUCUGGAACAUAAGCUCAGGGCAUCUAUGCUGGCAAAGCUUCCCAAAGGUGUAUUCACUCGUACCUGUACAGUGACUGAGGGCAAACACGCCAAACUCAGUUGCUUUGUGACAGGCCACCCCAAACCUCAUAUUAUCUGGAGGAAGGAUGGAGCAAACAUCAGUGAGGGCCGCAGGCACGUCAUCUAUGAGGAUCAAGCUGAGAAUUUCAUCCUCAAGAUCCUCUACUGCAAGCAGAGUGACAACGGUCUGUACACGUGCAAUGCAACCAAUAUGGCUGGGCAGACUUACAGCGCUGUGUUGGUUACAGUCAAAGAGCCUAAGGUGCCAUUCAAGAGGAAGCUGCAAGAUGUGGAGGUACAAGAGAAAGCCUCAGCCACAAUGAUGUGUGAAGUGCCUCUCGUUGCCACUCAAGCUAACUGGUUCAUGGAGGAAACAAAGCUUGAGCAAAAUACGAAGUAUCACAUGGAGGAAGAAGGCACCCUGCGUCGUCUCACCAUACACAACGUUACCACCAAUGACGAUGGUGUUUAUAUCUGUGAGAUGAAUGAAGGCAGUCGUACUGUGGCUGAGCUCACUGUCCUGGGUAACAUUACUAAGAAGCUUCCGAGAAGGACAGUGGUUCCAGUCAGUGACACUGUCAUCUUCUGUGUCGAGCUGGAGCGUCCUUGCCCAGAGGCAUACUGGACUCGCAAUGGCGAGAAGCUGAAGCAGGAUUCCCGUAUCUCCAUUGCCUUUGUGCUCAGACAGUACACUCUGACGAUAAGAGAUUGUCAGGCAGAUGACUCAGGAGAAGUGGCCUUUGUGGCUGGUGACUGCAAGACUUCCACUCGAUUCACUGUCACUGCUGCAAGGAAGCACCCUCCUGAUCCCCCAGUCGAUGCUGUGGUGCAAAACAAGACUGACUCAUCCAUCACCAUUCAGUGGUCUCCACCUGACAGUGACCGCCCUGUGCCCAUCAAAGGUUACUUUGUGGAAAGAAGGAAGGUUGGCACUCAAACAUGGCAGAGGUGCAAUGCUGGAGAAGCAGUUAUUUCAACAGAGAUCACUGUCUCCGGCUUCACAGAGGAGGCCAGUUACCAGUUCCGUAUCUCUGCUGUCAAUGACUUUGGCCAGAGUCCGCACCUGGAGGUGCCUGGAAGCUUCUACCUUGAACCCACUGCAGAAAUCAAGAAAGGUCUCAUGAAUAGCAUUGCAGUUUGUGGUGAGGAGUUCUCCAUCACUGUGGAGCUGUCUUCCGUUUGUUCUGGCUUCUGGUCUCUAAAUGGCCGCCUCCUGCGCAGUGGAGGAGACUAUCUAAUCACCCGGUCCAAGAACAUACACACUCUACUCAUCCGUGUUGUGACAAUGGAAAUGAAUGGAGUUGAACUCAAGUUUGUGGGUGGAGGAUCCCAAAGUACUUGCACCUUGAGUGUUAAAGCCCCCUCUGUUAGGUUCACUAACAAGUCAGCCCAGCAGGAGGUGGUGACCUGCAGCGCUCAAGCCACUGCUCAGCUUACUGCGGAGGUGUCAGAUUACGACACUCAGGUGGUCUGGAUGAGGAAUGGGCGAGAGAUAAAAAUAGGAAAGAAGUAUGAAUAUCUGAUUAUUGACCGCAAAAGGAUCCUAGUCGUACACAAUGUCACAGAGGAGGAUGUGGGCAUCUAUGAGUGUGUUUUAGCUGAUGACAAAAUGUCCCUUCAGCUUGCUUUGAAAGAUGAACCUGCUAAGUUCCUGAACAAGCCCAGAGGUCCCAUGGGAAUGGCAUCAUCCCUCAAAGGAGGUCUUGAGCUGAAGUGUGAGGUGUCUCCUGCCAGUGCGGUUGUUGUGUGGAAAAAAGAUCAAGUGGAGAUUACUGAGGACCAAAGAACUACCAUUAUCUCCAACGGGACUCAAAGAAAACUCAUCAUCAAGAGUGCCAAGAAGAAUGAUGAAGGACAUUACUCCUGUGAGACAGCAGCAGACAAAGUCACAUUCCAGGUUAAGAUAAAAGAAACUCAAGCCCAAGCUGCCUUCUCCAGCAAGGAGUUAGUCCAAAAGGAGGUGAAAGCUACCCUCUCUCAGAAAGCCACUCUUAGUUGCACUGUGUCUGACAGCAAGACAGAAGUGAAAUGGUACAAAGAUGGAAAGCUGCUGGUCAACAGCAAGACGAUAUACUCAGAAGUAAAAGGCAAUACUCGUCAGCUGGUGAUUGAAAAGGUGGAGAAAAGUGAUGCUGGAGAAUAUAUCUGUGAAGCUGGAGGGGAUAAGCUGGUCUUCAAGAUACUAAUUAUAGAGUCCCAGUCAUCUUUCUUCAACAAAGAGUCUGUCCAGAAGGAAGUGAAAGCCACUCUGUCCCAAAAAGCUACUCUGAGCUGUGAAGUGUCUGACUCCAACACACAGGUGAAAUGGUACAAGGAUAGCAAACUGAUAACUUCCUCCAAGACUAUUCAUACUGAGACAAAAGGAAAGAGUCGACAGCUGGUGAUCGACAGCGUGGAGAAGAAGGAUGCAGGAGAGUAUGUCUGUGAAGCUGGGACUGAGAAGCUGGUCUUCAAACUGCAGGUGGCCGACGUCCAGAUCCAGUCUGCUUUCUUCAACAAGGAGUCUGUCCAGAAGGAGGUUAAAGCAGUUCUGUCUCAGAAAGCUACCCUUACCUGUGAGGUAGCUGAUACCAAGACAGAGGUAAAAUGGUACAAAGAUGGCAAACUGCUGACGUCGAGCAAGACAAUACACGCAGAGUCAAAGGGCAAGAGCCGCCAGCUUGUCAUAGACAAAGUGGAGAAGAAAGAUGCAGGAGAGUACAUCUGUGAAGCUGGGAAUGAGAAACUGGCCUUUAAAGUACAUGUUGAUGGUACUUCCACUGAAGUCCCAGCUAAAUCCGCUUUCCUCAACAAAGAGUCUGUCCAGAAGGAAGUUAAAGCGACACUGUCCCAGAAAGCCACACUGAGCUGUGAGGUAGCUGAUGCCAAGACAGAGGUGAAAUGGUACAAGGAUGGCAAACUGCUGACUUCUAGUAGGACAAUCCACACAGAGUCAAAAGGAAAAAGUCGCCAAGUGGUGAUAGACAGUGUUGAGAAGAAGGAUGCUGGAGAGUACAUAUGUGAGGUUGGAACUGAGAAGCUGAUAUUUAAGAUACAAGUGGCAGAAGUAUCAACUGCUUUCUCCAACAAAGAAUCGGUCCAGAAGGAGGUGAAAGCCUCGCUGUCUCAAAAAGCGACUCUGAGCUGUGACGUUUCAGAUUCUAAAACCGAGGUUAAAUGGUACAAGGAUGGCAAACUCCUGACUUCCAGCAAAGCAGUGCACAUGGAAUCAAAGGGCAAGAGUCGUGAGUUGGUGAUUGAAAAAAUGGAGAAAAAGGAUGCAGGUGAAUACACCUGUGAGGCUGGAACAGAGAAGCUGGUAUUUAAGCUGCAGGUGACAGAUGUGGCAGUCAAGUUCCAGAAGAAGUCUGUUAAGGACACAUUAACUGUUCAAGCAAGUGAAAACAUUGUUUUGACCACUGAGCUGAACACAGAGAGUGGUAACGUCAAGUGGUUUAGAGAUGGUGUGGAGCUCAAGGAGAGCACCAAGUACCAAAUGAAAAAAGAUGGUCUGUCACGAACCCUGAUGGUAAAAUCCAGCGAGGCCAAAGACAGUGGAACAUAUACCUGUCAAACCUCUGAUGACAAAUUGGAGUUUAAGGUUCAGGUUAAAGACUCAGCUCUGAAGUUUGUUGCCCCUUUGAAAUCAGCUUCAGUAGAGUUGGGUGGUACACUCAGUCUUGUUUGUGAGCUAAAUCAAGCCACAGGGGAUGUUACCUGGCAUCAUAAUGGUUCUGAGAUUAAGCCAGGCGACAGGCACUCUGUCAGGACAGAAGGUGCAAAGCGAUUCCUCACAGUGACUGGUAUGACAAAGGAGGAUGGGGGAGAAUACAGCUGCGAAUGUAAAAACGACAAGACAUCUGCUAAAGUUUCUACAAAAGCACCCAGACUAGUGAGGCUGACCGCCAAACUGAACAAUGUGGCUGCGAUGGAGAGAAAAGAUGCCAUCUUUAAGUGUGCUGUCACCCCAGCCGAUGUCAGCGUUAAAUGGCUCCACAACAAUAUACCCGUCACAGCUGGACCUAAGUAUAAGAUUGAGCAUGGAGGCGGCAGCCACUCACUCACCAUCACCUCUGUCACCCAAAAAGAUGCUGGAGAGAUUAGUGUUGAUGCAGAAGGCAAAAGUUGCAAAGCUACUCUGCAAGUCGAGCAUGAACCUGUGAUGUUUAAGAAGAAGCUUGAAAACCUUACAGUGGAGGAGCAGAGUGAAGUGAAGUUAGAGGUGGAGCUCAGCAAGGCAUCAGAUGAAGUCAAGUGGAUGAAGAACAGUGUAGUGCUGCAGCCCUCUGGAAACAUGCAGAUUCGUGUAGACGGAGCUAAACAGACACUGAUCUUCAAGAAUGUGACUCAUGCAGACCGUGGCAUCUACUCCUGUGAAACUCUGGAUGACAAGACCCAGGCCAAGCUCAAUGUUGAGAUGAAAAAGAUUAAUGUAAUAAAGGGACUAACAGAAACCAAGGCCCAUGAGACAGAGACAGUAACUCUAGAGGUGGAGCUCAGUCAGGCUGAUGUUGAGGGCUCCUGGACCAGAGAUGGGGCCAAGAUAAAGUCAGGGCCCAACUGCCGCAUCACCGCUCUGGAAAAGAAGCAUGUUCUCACUUUGUCUAAUCUCAAGAGAGAGGAUGCAGGAACUAUUGCCUUCCAAGCAGAGGGGGUCCAUACUUCUGCCAAACUUAUUGUCACAGAACCCCCAGCCAUGAUUUCCAGACCUAUUAUGGACAUCACUGUUCCUGAGAAGGAGAAAGCUACUUUUGAAUGUGAAGUGUCCCUAACAAAUGCAGAUGUUAAGUGGUUCAAGGAUGAUGUGGAACUGAAACCAGGAAAAAACAUUUCCAUCCAUUCACUGGGCCGAAAGCGCACUUUGGUCAUCAACAAAUGCACCUUUGAAAAUGCAGGCAGUUACAUCUGUCGCACAGCCGAUGAUAACACUGCUGCCAAGCUCAGUGUUCAUGCCCGAGAAGUUAAGAUAGUUAAGAAGCUGGUGGAUGUGGAGGUGAUGGAGAAGGAGACAGCUUCAUUUUCCUGUGAGAUCUCACAUGAAGAAGUUGACUGCCAGUGGUACAAAGGAAGCACCAAACUCAAAGCUAGUGACAACAUUAAGAUGAGACAAGAGGGAAAGACCUAUGUGCUGAUUUUCAAGUCUGUUUCCAUAGAAGAUAUGGGUGAGAUUAAAUUCACAGCAGAGAAAGCCUCUUCAACUGCAAAACUUAAAGUGAAAGAGCUCCCUGUGAAGUUUGUGAAGAAACUCAGGGAUAAGAUAGCGAUGUAUAAGCACCGUGGUCAUCUUGAAUGUCAAGUGUCACGCACUAGUGCAAAGGUGAAGUGGUACAAGAACAAGACGGAGCUCAAACCCAGCAAGAAGUAUGAGAUCAAAAGUGAAGACGUGUACAGAAAACUCACCAUCAAUGAUGUGGACUCAGGGGAUGAAGACAUGUAUACUUGUGAUGCCAUUGAUGACAAGACAUCUUGUAAACUUCUUGUGGAAGAGCAGUCCAUAAGCAUUGUGCGGGAUCUUAGUUCAGUAGAAGUGACAGAACCAUUUGCCGCUGUCUUUGAAGUUGAAAUCAGUAUGGAACUGGUAAAACCUCCCAUAUGGACUCUGAAUGGAGUUGCUGUGCAGGAAAGUGCUGAUGUUGAACUGGAGAAAGAAGGCACUCUGCAUCGUCUCACUUUGAAAAAGACCAAAGCUUCAAUGACCGGAUCUGUGCAGUUUACAGCAGGAAAGAGCAAAUCUCAAGCCCAGCUCACAGUCAAAGAGCGUCCUCUGGAGAUAGCAGAGCCGAUCAAAAAUGUGAAGGCAAAGGAGAAAAGCUCAGCAAUACUUAGUUGCAAAUUCUCUGCUCCACCUAAAGAGGUUCAGUGGUUCAAAGAUAAGGUACCAUUGGCACCAUCAGAUAAAUAUAACAUGAAGCAAGAUGCUGCAAGGGCUCAAAUCACAAUUCAGAAGUUGACUGAGGAGGACAAUGGAGAGUACCGCUGUGUAUCUGGACCUGCUGAGACCAAAGGCACACUUACAGUUGAAGUGCGGGAAAUCAAUAUCUCCAAACACAUGGUGGACACUGAGGUUGAUGAAGAUGGCGAUGCAGUGUUCACAUGCGAGAUAAACUAUGCAGAUGAGGAGGUGCAGUGGCUUCUCAAUGACAAGGUGCUCUUCACUAAUGAAGUAAACACCAUCAGCCAUGAUGGUAAAGUUCACAAGCUCACGCUGAAGAAUUUAGCACCACAAGAUGGAGGUACUAUCAGCUUUCAAGUACGCAAGGUGAAGGAAUCUGUCACGCUUAAAGUUAAAGAAAAACGUGCGGUGUUCCUCAAGUCUCUAGAUGAUGUGGUGGGUGAGGAGAAAGGCAUGAUAACUCUAGCAUGUGAAGCCUCCAAGCCCAGAGUUUCCCCCACCUGGAAAAAGGAAGGUAAAGUCCUGAAAGCUGGACCAAAAUAUGAGCUCCUUCACACAGGCAAGUCUUUGGGACUAAUCAUAAAGGAUGUCACAAAAGAAGAUGCUGGGGAGUACAGUUGUGACCUCGGAACAGAAGUUUCUAAGGCAAAGGUUACUGUAAGAGAAAUUGGUAUUGGAAUAACAAAAUGGCUGAAGUCAGCUGAAGUAAAUGAAGGAGAGACAUGCAGCUUCGAGUGCAUCUUGUCUCGUGAGAGCACAGAUGAGUGCUCCUGGACUCUUAACGGUCAAACCAUUACAAAUGGAGGCCGCUUCAAGAUCACCAGUAAGGGACGCAAGUACAUGAUGACCAUAAAUGAUGUCACUCCUGCCGAUGCUGGAGAGGUGGUCUUCAACAUUAAAGACUUGUGCUCAAAGACAACAUUAGCAGUAGAAGGGAAGGCUUCGUCUGUGUCAAAAGGACUUCAAAAUGUUAGUGUUGUUAAAGGUGAAGACGCUGUGUUUACCUGUGAGGUAGUACAGUCUAAUUCCACUGUAAAGUGGGCGAAGGAAGGCCAAGCCAUCAAGAAAAGCCAGAAAUAUGACAUCAGUCAAGAAAAUAAGGUCAUGAAGCUGACCAUCCAUAAUGUCUCCUCUCAAGACUCUGGAGAGUAUAGUUGUGAGGUUGUUGGAGGUGCAACAACCAGAGCUAAGCUGGAAAUCAAGGAACCAAUCCAUAAAUUUACUAAAGCGCUGAAGGACAGCCAAGCAGAAGAGAAGAGCUCCGUGAUCCUGCAGUGUGAGACUGCACAAACCCCAUCCACAGUUACAUGGCUUAAAGGUCAUUCGGAGCUCAAGUCUGGAGGUCAGUAUGAGAUGUCCCAGAAAGAGGGGCUUUUAACGCUCACCAUCAAAAACCUGGAGGAAAAAGACACUGAUAUCUAUACUUGUGACGUGGGCACUGCUAAGAGUAUGGCCAAGGUGACUGUCAAAGCACUACCCCCGACUUUCACAAAGAAGCUGACAACUCUGGAGGCUGAAGAGGGAGCCAGUGUUACUCUGUGCUGUGAACUCUCUAAACCUGGAGCCUCAGUGGAAUGGAAGAAGGGGACACAGGUCCUAAAGUCUGGAGAAAAGUACCAGAUAAAGCAGAAGGAAUCAGUAAAUGAACUGCUGAUCAACAAAGUAGUGCCAGACGACAGUGGAGAAUACAGCUGUGUGUGUGGUGACCAGAAGACUACAACCAACAUCAAUAUCAAGGCCCAACCUGUGACCUUCAAACUGAAGUUGGUGAACCAGGAGGCCGAGGAAGGAGCAGGUGUCACUCUGCGCUGUGAACUCUCUAAACCUGGAGUUCCUGUGGAGUGGAAGAAGGGGACACAGGUCCUGAAAUCUGGAGAAAAAUACCAGAUGAAAGAGAAGGAAUCGGUAAAUGAACUCCUUAUCAACAAAGUGGUGCCAGAAGACAGUGGAGAAUACAGCUGUGUGUGUGGAGACCAGAAGACCACUGCUAGCAUCAAAAUCAAGGCCCAACCAGUGACCUUCAAACAGAAGUUGGCAAGCCAGGAGGCUGAAGAGGGAGCCAGUGUUACUCUAUGCUGUGAACUCUCUAAACCUGGAGUUCCUGUGGAGUGGAAGAAGGGGACACAGGUCCUGAAGUCUGGAGAAAAGUACAAGAUAAAGCAAAAGGAAACCAUUAAUGAGCUGCUGAUCAACAAAGUGGUCCCAGAAGACAGUGGAGAAUACAGUUGUGUGUGUGGAGACCAGAAGACCACAACCAACAUUAGUAUCAAGGCCCAACCAGUGACCUUCAAACAAAAGUUGGCGAGCCAGGAGGCCGAAGAGGGAGCCAGUGUUACUCUGCACUGUGAAGUCUCCAAACCUGGAGUUCCUGUGGAGUGGAAGAAGGGGACACAGGUCCUGAAGUCUGGAGAAAAAUACCUGAUGAAACAAAAGGAAGCUGUGAAUGAGCUCCUGAUCAACAAAGUGGUGCCAGAAGACAGUGGAGAGUACAGCUGUGUGUGUGGAGACCAGAAGACCACAACCAACAUCAAAAUCAAGGCCCAACCAGUGACCUUCAGACAGAAGUUGGUGAACCAGGAGGCUGAAGAGGGAGCCAGUGUUACUCUGCACUGUGAACUCUCUAAAUCUGGAGUUCCUGUGGAGUGGAGGAAGGGGACACAGGUCCUGAAAUCUGGAGAAAAGUAUCAGAUGAAACAAAAGGAAUCCAUUAACGAACUCUUGAUCAACAAAGUGAUGCCAGAAGACAGUGGAGAAUACAGCUGUGUGUGUGGAGACCAGAAGACCACAACAAGUGUCAAGAUCAAGGCUCAACCAGUGGUCUUCACAAAGAAGCUGACAAGCCAGGAGGCUGAAGAGGGAGCAAGUGUUACCCUAUGCUGUGAACUCUCCAAAACUGGAGUUCCUGUGGAGUGGAAGAAGGGGACACAGGUCCUGAAAUCUGGAGAGAAGUACCAGAUCAAGCAGAUGGGAUCAGUAAAUGAGCUCCUUAUUAACAAAGUGGUGCCGGAAGAUAGUGGAGACUACAGCUGUGUGUGUGGCGACCAGAAGUCCACAACCAACAUCAAUGUUAAGGUACUUCCAGUCAUAUUCAUUCAAGAUCUGGAGAACCAAGAAGCUGAGGAGGGAGGUAGUGUUACACUGCACUGUAAGCUUUCUAAACCUGGAAUUUCUGUCGAGUGGAAGAAAGGAACUCAAGUUUUAAGUUGUGGCGAAAAGUACCAGAUGAAACAAACAGGAUUUAAUCAUGAACUACAGAUCUUUGAUCUGAGACCUGAAGACACAGGAAAUUAUUCCUGCUGUGCAGAGGAUAAAAUAAGUUCAGCUUCUUUGGUAGUAAAUGUUGUCCCAGUUAACUUCAUCAAAGAGCUUGAAAGCCAAUCGGCUGAUGAGGGGGGCAGUGUUACCCUAAGUUGUGAGCUCUCUAAACCUGGAGUACCUUUGGAGUGGAGAAAAGGAGAACUUGGUCUUUGUCCUUGUGCCAAAUAUGAAAUUAGUCAGACUGGACUCCUUGCCACACUAAUAAUCCAUGACGUAGACCUAGAGGAUGCUGGCUGUUACGUAUGUGACUCUGGUGACCACCAGAGUAUGGCUCAAGUUGUUGUUAAGGCCCAGCCUGUUCUUUUCAAGAACCAGUUGCAGAAUCUUAAGAAAGAGGCUGGGGAAAAUGUCACUUUUCAAUGUGAGAUCACAAAGCCAGGAGCCAGCGUGGUGUGGAGAUAUGGUAACAAGGUGCUGGAAUCCAGCAGCAAGUAUCACCUGAAACAGGAAGGGACUGUAGUAAAGCUUGUCAUCUAUAAACUGCGGCAAUCUGACUCAGGAGAAUACUCAUGUGAUACAGGCAGCCAGAGGUCUACAGCUGUCCUCUCUGUGAAGGAGGCAGAAGUAAGCAUCCUGAAGUACUUGGACAGCUGUGUGGUAUAUGAGGGUGAAGAUGUCCGCUUUGAGUGUUUGGUUUCCCAUGAAGAAGCUCCUGAGACUCAGUGGAAACUUCAGGAUGUCCCAUUACAGAAUAACGAAAUGAACCUGAUUGAGACUCAGGGUCAGUUGCAUAGCCUCACCUUAAGGGGCAUCACUAAAGCUGACUCAGGAACAGUCAUUUUCACAGUGGGUAACCACACUUCCACUGCUUCUCUGACUGUCAGAGCUGCUCCUGUAACAUUCAAGAAAGGGCUGGAAACUCAAGAGGCCACAGAGGGAGGCAAGGCCACCCUGUCCUGUGAGACAUCCAACCCUGAUUGCAAUGUAACCUGGCGGAAAGGCUCGACUGUGCUCACUCAUGGGGAGAAGUACACUGUAGAGAAGAAAGCCACCACUCAAACCCUGAUCAUACACAAAAUCUGUGUUGGAGAUAGUGGAGAAUACACCUGCGAUACAGGCGAGAAGCAAAGCACUGCUUCCCUAACCGUGAAAGAGCAUGUGCGCAUCAUCCGAGAGCUCUGUGAUACGACCGUGACCACUGGCCAGGAUGCUGUCUUUGAGGUGGAGGUGUCACACCCCAAUGUGACAAAUGGCGAGUGGUGGCUCGGAGACAACCUCCUCCAAAAUAAUGAUCUGAAUCAAAUGAGCAUUCGGGGUACAGUACACCGUUUGGUCCUGAAGAUGGUUACUACAGAUGAAUCUGGAGAUGUUGCCUUCGUUGUCGGAGAAGAGAAGAGCGUGGCCUGUUUAGAGGUGGAGGAGAAACCUAAAGUGUUGAUAUUAGAGAAGCCACACAACACUGUGGCAUUAGAGGGUGAAACAGUCACUCUGGCUUGCACGAUAUCUGACGCCAAAGCCACUGUCACCUGGAUGCGAAACAAAGUGGCCAUCAAAGCAGGUCUCAAGUAUAACCUGCAGAAGAAUGGAGCAUUCCAACAGCUUCAUAUCCACAACCUGGUGCCUGAGGACUCAGGAACGUACACCUGUGACACUGGAGAUGCACAGUGUGAUGUCACCUUGACUGUAGAAGGUGCCCCAGCAUUCUUCCAGAAGGAGCUCAAGAACCAGGAAGCCAUUGAGGGCGAUGAUGUCAUCCUGCGUUGUGAACUAUCUAAGCCAAAUGUUCGUGUAGAGUGGAGGAAAGGAGGCACAGUCCUCCAGUCUGGUAAGAAGUUUGAGACGAGGCAGGAUGGGCACAUUCAGGAGCUCUUUAUAUGGAAUCUGGAUCCUGAAGACAGUGGAUACUACACCUGUGAUGCAGGAGAUCAACUCACUACAGCUUCUUUGACAGUGCAAGUGAAGGAAGUCUUCAUUAUUUCUGGUCUUACGACCACUGACGUCUUUGUUGGGGAAUGGGCUACCUUCUCCUGUCAGCUGUCUGGUCGGGCUCCUGGCAAGGUGCAGUGGUGGCUGGAUGGCACCUUGCUGGAGAACAGCCCGUUUAGUGAGAUAGGAGUGUACGAGAGCCAUAUCCACACACUCACCUUAAAGAACCUCGCCACAGAUGACUCUGGCACUGUUAUGUUUAAAGCUGGCAAUUUGACAUCAACAGCCAAACUCUUAGUCAAAGAUCCUACAGUUGAAGUGGUGAGCGACAUGGAGGACCUUCGGGUGGUUGAAAACCAACCAGCUGAGUUCAUCUGCCAGUACUCAAGGCCAGUCAAAGCUCAGUGGAAGAAAGACGGGCAGCCGUUGCAGCCUGAUGGCCAAAGGGUGGUAGUGGAGCAGGACUGGAAUGUGGCUCGCUUGUUCAUUAGCCGUGUGUUCGCUGAGGACAGGGGCACAUACUCCUGUGAGGCAGAGGGCACUUGUGUGGUUGCUUCACUUCAUGUGGAAGCCAAACCCAUCACAAUUAUCCAAGGCUUAGAAAAUAUGGAAACAUUUGAUGGAGGUGAAGCACUGUUUGAGUGUGCACUCAGUCGUCCUGAGACUAAAGAAUGUCAGUGGCUUCUGGAUGGAAAACCAGUGAAGGAGUCUCCUAAUGCUGAGGUUGUGUCAUUUGAGAGUGGACUUCGUCAUCUGCUCUUACUGAAAGAACUGCAUGUUACUGACAGUUGCACAGUGACCUUCAAAGCUGGCACUGCUUCAUCAUCUGCUCAACUCUCUGUCAAAGGUUGGCAAUUGGACAUUGUAAAGGGUCUCGAGGACAAGGUUGCUGCAAUAGGAGAGAAGGUUGAGUUUUGUGUGGAGCUGACUGAACCUGUCCCUAAGUCAGAAGUAGUUUGGUAUGCUAAUGGAGUUGAGCUGAAGCCCAGCGACCUCUGGGCUAUGAGGGCUGAGGGCAAUUCAUAUCACCUGGUCAUGAGAAAGGCGCCUCUUCUACCCCAGCAGGAAAUUACAUUUGCAGCAAGAGAUGCUCUCUCUUUGGCAAAACUCACCAUAAUCACUGUACCUGAUCCUCCUGAAGACCCAGAGGUCCUCAGUAAAACUACACAGUCUGUUACACUGUCCUGGUUCACUCCUCUGCAUGAUGGAGGAAGCCCCAUUCUAGGCUACAGGGUGGAGAUGCGGUUGGUCGACAGCGCCCUCUGGCUCCCAUGUCAUUCAGAACCUGUAUCUAACACAGAGUUUGUGGCUGAAAAUCUUAUGCCAGGUGGAGGAUACCGGUUUAGAGUGGCUGCCACCAAUAGAGCUGGGACUGGAGAGCCCGUUGAGCUACCUCAGACUGUGCAGCUUGAUGCACCUACGCAGCCACCAACUGGCCCAGGUGCAGAGACAAAACAGGUUGAGACUGAGGUAUUAGGGCAGCCCAGUCUGCCUCCAGAAGCUGCUGAAGAAGGUGAUGUCCAUGAGCUUUGGGAGCAAUUGGCCAAAAAACGUCGCAUGAGCCGAGAGCCCACUCUGGACUCCAUCUCUGAACAACCUGAGGAGGAUGGUAAAGGAAAAUCAGGAAAGAAAGAUGUAACAGCAACAGAGACAGUGGAGGUGAAAUCAGCAGAGAAACCACUGCAAACCAGCUCCGAGGAUGAGGCUGUUCCAGGGGGUCCAUCACUUGUGUCGUACCUCAAAAAGAGCAGCAAGACUUCUGUUACAGCCACUAAUGACGCAGAGGCUCUGACUGCUGACAAAUUCUUUGCACAUUUCCAGAUGACAGAGCAGAAAACAGUGCAGCAGACCGAAAUAAAAACAACAAUCAUAACUGAAACAACAGAUAAAAAACAGGCAUCUACAGAGGAGACUAACGUCAUGGAGAUCAGUAAAGAGGAUGAGCCUGAACUUAGAGAAGCUGCCAUUAAGAUUCAAGCAGCAUUCAAGGGCUACAAAGCCCGCAAGGACAUGCGUCCUGUCUUCAAAGAGGCUUUCAAAGACCAAACUAAAGAACCAAAUGGCACUAUACAUCUGGAAUGUGUGGCAGAGGGUAAACCUGAUAAGGUGCAGUGGUUGAAGGAUGGAGAACCACUCACUGAUGGCAAGCACCACCAUAUUGAUAUUUACAAUGAUGGUACCUGCUCACUAGUCAUCACUGCUGUCACCACAAAGGAUACUGGAGUUUACACUUGUGAAGUCACCAACAAGUUUGGUGUUACUUCUCACAGUGGUAAGGUGACCGUGGGAACUGUGAGAGAAUCAUCUGGGCGACGACCACUGACUGUGGGCUAUAGUGCAGACAGUGAGCCUGAGAGCUCCUCGGGCAGUGAGAUGGACGAGUCACUGAGGCAAGCAAGCAGACGAUUGCGCCGCUUGUUACGCACGCGUCUCCCUCCAGAUGUGGAGGAGGAACAAUUUGUUAGUGCAGAUGAAGGAGACCUGCGUGCCCCAGAUCCUCAUUCUUAUCGUGAGGAUGAAAACUACAUCUACAUUCGCUUUGAUUCACGAUCAGAGGCUGAGGUUGCCUCAAAGAGGUUCCAGCAGAUGUUUACCAUUCAUGGGGUUCCCGUUGAGACCACUAUCCUGGAGGCAGGGCCUCCAAAAGUAGAGCUGAGAAUUAGAAAGAUGGGCUACUCACAAGAUGGCACACAGACCCCUACACAGGACAGACAGCCUUCUGCGUUGAUGACUGGAGCUCCUGCUGCGCCAGUCUUCCUGACACAGCUACAAAGCCAGGAUGUUCCAGAUGGGUAUCCUGUGAGCUUUGACUGUGUUGUGAUUGGCAAACCCCCUCCCACUGUUCGCUGGUAUAAGGAUGGAAAAUUGCUGGAGGAGAAUGAUCAUUACAUGAUCAAUGAAGACCAAGAAGGCUGCCACCAAUUAAUCAUCACUGCUGUGCUGCCCUCAGACAUGGGUGUCUAUCGUUGCACAGCUGAGAACAGCAGUGGCAUCACAGCUACCAAGGCAGAACUCAGAGUCGACAUGUCUUGCAGCUCAGAUUACGACACUGCUGCAGACGCCACUGAGACAUCAUCUUAUAUCAGUGCCAAAGGCUACGCAUCUAGGGAAACUGAAACCUUUGAGUCUGUUGCUGAAGAUGACCAGCUGCCUCAAGUUGUGGAGGACCUUCAUGAUGUUCAUGUCAGUCCAGGUUCACCGAUCGCUAAGAUGCAGCUCAAAGUAAAGGGAUUCCCCAAGCCCAGAGUAUACUGGUUUAAGGAUGGCCUCCCUCUGCGUCCCUCAAAAAGGAUUGUGUUGCUAGCAGAGAGAGAUGUUCAUGGUGUGGAAAUCACAGAUGUGAAGAAAGAGGAUAUGGGCGAGUACUCUGCUUACAUCAGCAAUGUGGCCGGUUCUGCUUACUCCUCUGCUCGACUGAUGGUUCUAAGUCCAGGGGAGAGAAUGCCACAAGAUAAAAAAGACUCCAAAGAGCCCCUGGUGCCACCUCGGUUCCUUGAGAGGUUCAGCAAUAGGAAGGUGAAACAAGGAGCCAGCAUCACUCUGUCUGUCAAAGUAGAAGGUUCUCCCAUUCCUAUGGUUUCUUGGCUCAAGGAGGAGUCCAUGGAAGAUGUACUUUGGAUUAAGCCUGAUACCAAGGGAUACAAAAUAGCAAGCUCUGGUCGCCAGCAUAGCCUCAUCCUGAUGGAUGUUGGCACCGAAUACACUGGCACCUACACCUGCAUCGCUACAAACAGGGCAGGACAGUCUAUUUGCACUGCUCACCUUGAAGUGGACGACACACCACAACCUAAGAAAGAGACCAAGCCCACUGAGGUUCUUGGGAUUACUGUAAGUCCUCCAGAGGAAGAAGUUGGCAGAGAAAAGGAGGGUAAAAUUCCCUACCUAGGUGAAGUAGGUACAGAAGAAUUCCUCAUGAAACUCACCUCCCAGAUCACUGAAAUGGUAUCAGCAAAGAUCACUCAAGACAGCUUACAGAAUCAUGAAGUGCUCCAGUGGAUGAAAUCUUGGCCCAAAAAUACCACUUCUUUACGUGUACCUGGUGUUGACAGUGAUGAUGAAACCAAGACACCCUCUCCAUCACCUCACCAUGGACGCUCUCGUCCCCCCUCCCUCAUCGCUGACUCUUCUUCUGAAUCUGAUGAAGGGGAGGCCAGGGGAGAGAUGUUUGACAUCUAUGUGGCAACAGCUGACUACAACCCUACCAUCGCAAGCAAAGAAUCCCUUUCCCUGAAAGAGGGACAGUAUGUGGAGGUUUUGGAUUCAGCCCAUCCUCUCAAAUGGCUGGUCAGGACCAAACCCACUAAAACCACACCAUGCCGACAAGGCUGGGUCUCACCUGCCUACCUGGACAAGAAGCACAAACUCUCUGCUGAUGUUGGUGACCUUCCAGAGACAAGUGCAGAGGAGGUAUCUGAGGGAGAGUACAAGAGGAAAUUAUUCCAAAUGAUCCAGGACCUGAUAAAUAGUGAAUCUGAGUUCAUCAACGAGGUCGACUUCUUUACAUCCCAUCAUGUGAGGCAUGCAGAGAGCCCUGAUGUUCCACCUGAAGUCAGCAGCCAGAGGGGAACCAUAUUCAGGAACAUUGAUGAUAUCAAGGCCUUCCACAGCAAGGCAUUCCUUCCGAAGUUGAAUGACUGUGAAACAGAUGAUGACAUAGCCAUGUGCUUCCUGAAGAACAAGGAGGGUUUUGAGAAGUACCUCCAGUAUCUUGUGGGUCAGAGUCAGGCUGAAUCUGUCGUGAGUGAUAAGGCUGUCCACCACUUCUUCAAGGAGUACACUCAGAGUGUUCAAGCCAAUGCAGGCCCCACUGAUCCCCCUGUGCGCAGCAUCAAUGCUCAUCUCCAACAACCACUGGAGAGGAUUCAGAAGUACAAGGCAGUUCUCAAGGAGCUCAUUCGAAACAAGGCGAGGAAUGGUCAGAACUGCUGCCUGUUGGAGGAAGCAUACGCCAUGGUGUCCGCCCUCCCUCAGCGCUCUGAGAAUACCCACCAUGUCUCCAUGAUCGAGAACUACCCCGCCACCCUCGAAGUCCUGGGAGAGCCCAUCAGACAGGGUCCUUUCCAAGUCUGGGAGGGAGCUCCUGGAAUCAGGUCGUCAUCUCGAGGUCACCACCGCCACGUCUUCCUCUUUAAGAAUUACUGCAUAAUUUGCAAACCCAAGAGAGACAGCAACACUGAUACACAAGCAUACGUCUUUAAAAAUAUGAUGAAGCUGAAUAACAUUGAUGUGAACGAGACCGUGGAAGGUGAUGACCGUGCGUUUGAGAUCUGGCACGAGCGUGAAGACUCUGUGAGGAAGUACACUUUGCAGGCUCGUACUGUUACCAUCAAGAACUCAUGGCUGAGAGACCUCAGAGAACUGCAGCAGCGAUACAGCAUGCCUGCAUGGAGUCCCCCAGAUUUUGAUGAAAUCCUGGCGAACUGCACAGCUGAACUGGGGCAAACAGUUAAACUGGCCUGCAAAGCCACUGGAGUACCCAAACCUGUGGUCACCUGGUAUAAGGAUGGACGUGCAGUGGAGGCAGAUCCUCAUCACAUUAUCAUUGAGGACCCAGAUGGUUCCUGCACGCUGAUCCUAGACAACAUGACAGCUGAUGACUCUGGCCAGUACAUGUGCUUUGCCACAAGCUCAGCUGGCAAUGCUAGUACUCUUGGAAAGGUCACUGUUCAGGUGCCUCCUCGAUUUGUGAAUAAAAUGAGGAAUGCUAUUUUUGUGGCUGGUGAGGAUGCUCAGUUCACUUGUGUCAUUCAGAGUGCCCCCACCCCAAAGAUCAGGUGGUUCAAAGACGGCCGGCUGCUGACAGACCAGGAAAAGUAUCAGACCUACAGUGAGCUCCGUAGUGGAAUUUUGGUUUUGGUGAUAAAAAACCUGACAGAGAGAGACCUGGGACACUAUGAGUGUGAGUUGUCUAACCGUCUGGGCAGUGCUAAAUGUGCUGCUGAUUUAGUCCAGCCCUCCACUGUGGCUCGUACUGGGGAGCAGGCCAUCACAAUUGAAGUCACUGAGCAGGAGACUAAAAUACCAAGGAAGACCAUCAUCAUUGAGGAGACCAUAACCACAGUGGUGAAGAACCCACGCAUGAGGAGGCACAGGUCGCCUGGUCUGACCCUCGCUGGAGCCCACCGCUCUGAGACCUCCACCCCAGAACCCACCGGAGCCAGACCCAGGAGGCUGUCCACUUCAAAGAAAACCACGAUCCCCACCGUGUAUGUCACCCAAGCUGAGAGCGUGGAGGCCAGAGCCAUGGAGAGUAAACCCAGAUGGGUCGAAGUGGAGGAGGUCAUCGAAUACAAGGUGAAUAAAUCUCCCAGGCUGCCCAGGAGGAGGGGCUUCUCCCCAGCAGGUUCCGACCGUUCGGGCCCUCCCUCCAGGGUCAAAAGGUACCCGCCGGAAAACCCAAAUGCCAACAACUCCAACAACAAGCUGGUAGAGCAGGCCCAGGCUCAGCUGCAGGGAGACGUCAGCAGUCAGCCUCUGUCCUGGGGCGAACAGGAGAGUAACGCCGCCUCUGGUCCCGCCCCCGCAGACCCACACGAGCUCUCAACUAUCCUGGCCCCAGCUGCAGAGGACAGUGACCUAGAUGAUCAACAAACUGUCAUUUUUGAACCUGACGAUCAAGACAAUGAGAUCAGAAAACCAGAGCCUGUCGUGCUGAAACAAGGAGACCGCGUUCUGACCCUGGAGGAUUUGGAGGAUUACGUCCCAGAAGCAGGAGAAACCUACGGCUCCUCUAGUAACGACACCCCCACUGAGGAGAAGCCCUGUGAGAUUUCCGUGCUGCAGAGGGAGAUCGGAGGGUCUACGGUGGGACAACCCGUGCUCCUCAAUGUGGGCCGGCCCGUCGCGGCUCCUCGGCAGCGGAGCGGCUUCUUCAGUCGCUUCAGGGAGCACCUCUCCAGUAGCCUUUUCUCAUCUGGUGCCUCCCAGGCCAGCGGAGCCCAGUCCGGGACGGAGAGACACAUCCCCAUUCAAGUGAGCCACGCAAACCUGGAAGUGAAACCCUCCUACUGCUCAGAGGUGCAGAGGGUGGAGGGUGGGCAGCAGAGCUUCAAAACCAAAGUGUCAACGCAGACCUACGGCUACACGUCAGUGGGCAACCCCGUCACUCUACACAUUAGUGAUAAUAAACUUUACCAGAACCAGUAGCCUUGGAAAAACAGGAACAUAAGCAUCAGAAUUUGGUUCUUCAACCCACUCAGUCUUAAAUGGGGACAGUUCUUCUCUCACGGUAAAAAAAAAACCCCAAACAUAUCGUAGCCUGAUUUGAACAAACCAUUCCAUGUUGAAGCUAUCCACCAGAAAACAGGCCCCUUUUCAAGUCUUUUUCUUGUCACAUGGUUAGCGUCAGAUGGCUUCUUUAUACUCGUGUUUCAAAGAUGAAAGAGGAGUUGGCAAAAACAGUUGUAAUCAUGUCAUUAUUAACAGUUUUCUGUCACGCUGAUCUACAACAGCCCUGUGGUUUAUUGAAGUUGUAGAUCAGAUGGGGUUUGACAGAAAUCGAUGACUUCCAUUCAUGGCUGAAUUAUUGUAAGCACACAUUUUAUUUAUAGAUACCAUCGUAAACUCAUGAACCUUGACCCUCGAAUGUUAACUGAUCCAGGUACUAUCAUUAUUGAUACUUUAUACAUAGCAAAUAGUUCUAUAUGUAGGUAUAAUACAUUUUUGGUUUGUACUUUUGCAGAAAUACUGCCUUUUACACUUGUGCAGUGCCAUGGAUUCCUGGAGCAGCUAAUGUCAGGGUUAAUGUAACUAAGGGCACUGAACAUAAUCUAUUACCAACACUGAUCACACCAGAGUGACAGAACUCUGAGGACUUUAAGUGUUAUCAGAAGUGUCAAACAUUUUAGCCAGUUCAUCGAAAUCCACGGUUCACCACUGUCAUAGUGGGUCGUCUGUGGUUUCAGGUCACAUAAACCUGACAUAGAAGUGAAACAUGUUACAAACAUUAAUUGUGAAUUGAAUGUUAUUCACUGUUAAAGCUUUUUGUGUCUGUUGAUACAAUGACCUGUGGCCUCAUGACUUUCUUCAUAUGUAAGUGAUAGAUAUUUAGUGAGUGCCUGCAUGUAUUUGCAUUUUUAAAGCAGAUGUGUUUUAUUCAAAGUAACCCGAUCGAUUAUUAUAUUAUUAUUUAAGGCAGAUGUUUGUGCAAAGUACUUGAGCUCACAUACUGUACUACCGUAACCAUGCAAUAUAUAAAGGUGACUAUGAUAAUGUGUGGUGUUUUGUUGUUUAAUGGUCUGUUAGUCCGUUUAAAGGCACUGUCAUGUAUUUCAUCAUUAAAGCACUAAAAGAUAGUGGUUGCUUCUACUGUACAUGUGUAGUUUUUGGAAAAACAUGUUUGACUACUGUUAUGUCUCUAUUAAAUAAAUAUGCAAAUACUGACUGCCGUCUUAAGUUCUUCACCACAACAAACUCGAGCCUCUAUUAAGCAAGAAACAAGUGUUUCGUCUGGAUGUUUAAUGGACUUAAGAAAUAUACAUAAUGAGAUACAGUAUUUCAACAAGCAUGUUAUUAUAGGAGCUGGUUAAUGUUUAACUGGCAAAUAAUAGGACUGCAUGCACCUCAAUGAAUUUGAUGUCAAAUUUGCACGAUUGCUUGGCAUUUUACAUAAACAGUUAUAACAGGAAAUUAAUUCUGCACAAAGGAAUGAGUAUUUGGGAAUUGUGUUAGUUACACUUAAAUUAAAUUGCUCUUUAUGAAUAAAAACACCAAUUUUUAGAUGGGUUAGAAAUGCUUUCUCAGUUUCAAGUCCAAGGAGAUUUAAUGUGCUUCACUGUAUGCUAU
This is a messenger RNA of Sphaeramia orbicularis (orbiculate cardinalfish), 20802 nucleotides long. It is a transcript of the gene obscnb, whose product is annotated as obscurin, cytoskeletal calmodulin and titin-interacting RhoGEF b. NCBI's taxonomy places the organism in Eukaryota, Metazoa, Chordata, Actinopteri, Kurtiformes, Apogonidae. The transcript has 79 exons. The record is from RefSeq and is a predicted model, not a curated record. Gene Ontology annotation, molecular function: protein binding; guanyl-nucleotide exchange factor activity. The coding region runs from base 139 to 19164 and encodes 6341 amino acids.